CAGGUGUCUGGGGAGGGCGGCGCGCUGUCGACCCCCUUGGCACGUCUCCCAGCCCGGGUAGGCGCGCUCGCGUCCGCUCCCAGCGGAGGUCACUGGCCGUGUCGGUCCCUCCCGCCGUCCCGCCCUCUGCCGCCGCCGCCGCUCCCAGCCCAGCCCCCCCAGUCUCGACGCUCGGGAGCGACAAGCCGCCAGCGCCCCCGCCCCGCCGCCGCUGCAGCGCCCUCCGGCCGCCAUUCGCCACCGAAACUUUCCAGCGCCCGCUCUUCUCGUGGACUAGGUGGCGGGCCAGGGGCAGCGCGCGGCUGCUCCGGGGCGCUUGGCCCUCGUUGGCCUCUGCGCGGCCCGGGGUUGGUGACGGUGGACCCGCCAGUAAGCUGAGUGCGCGGCCACAAGUUGCACGGCUCGCGGCGAGGGUGGUCCUGGACUUUGUGUGCACCUCUCAAGUUCUGUGAUUGGAUGCUGGGUAGCCCACUGCUACAGAGGUCUACACAUGCACUCACUGUGACGAGGGUGGCUCACACUUGAUUGAGACGAAGACCUCAUCGCCGAAAGGUGAGGCUAAGAUGAGCAUUACCAGCGACGAGGUGAACUUUCUGGUAUAUCGCUACCUCCAGGAAUCAGGUUUUUCCCACUCCGCCUUCACGUUUGGGAUCGAAAGCCACAUUAGCCAGUCCAACAUCAAUGGUACACUAGUACCACCGGCUGCCCUGAUCUCCAUUCUUCAGAAAGGACUGCAGUAUGUGGAGGCGGAGAUCAGCAUCAACGAGGAUGGCACGGUAUUUGAUGGGCGUCCGAUUGAGUCCCUAUCGUUAAUUGAUGCUGUGAUGCCCGAUGUGGUACAAACAAGACAGCAAGCUUUUCGGGAGAAACUCGCCCAGCAGCAAGCCAAUGCAGCAGCUGCAGCAGCAGCAGCCGCAGCCACAGCCACAAGCACAGCGGCCACAACACCAGCAGCUGCUGCUCAGCAAAACCCACCAAAGAAUGGAGAAGCCACCGUGAAUGGGGAAGAAAAUGGAGCCCAUGCACUAAAUAAUCACUCAAAACCAAUGGAAAUAGAUGGGGACGUUGAAAUUCCACCGAGUAAAGCCACAGUCCUUCGAGGCCAUGAGUCUGAGGUGUUCAUUUGUGCCUGGAAUCCUGUUAGUGACCUACUUGCUUCUGGAUCUGGAGACUCAACUGCGAGGAUAUGGAACCUUAAUGAGAACAGCAACGGGGGCUCCACGCAGCUUGUGCUGAGGCACUGUAUACGUGAAGGCGGACAUGACGUUCCCAGUAAUAAGGAUGUCACUUCAUUGGACUGGAAUAGCGAUGGAACACUGUUGGCAACAGGUUCCUAUGAUGGUUUUGCAAGAAUAUGGACGGAAGAUGGUAACCUUGCCAGCACCUUAGGUCAACACAAAGGCCCUAUCUUUGCCUUGAAGUGGAACAAAAAGGGGAAUUAUAUUUUGAGUGCUGGUGUAGACAAGACAACAAUAAUUUGGGAUGCUCACACAGGAGAAGCCAAACAACAGUUUCCUUUUCAUUCAGCACCUGCCCUUGAUGUGGACUGGCAGAACAACACUACCUUUGCCUCGUGCAGCACAGACAUGUGCAUUCAUGUGUGCAGGCUUGGCUGUGAUCGCCCAGUCAAAACCUUCCAAGGACAUACUAAUGAGGUCAAUGCUAUCAAAUGGGAUCCUUCUGGAAUGUUGCUAGCCUCCUGCUCUGAUGACAUGACAUUAAAGAUCUGGAGUAUGAAGCAGGAUGCAUGUGUCCAUGACCUCCAGGCUCACAGCAAAGAGAUAUAUACCAUCAAGUGGAGUCCCACAGGACCAGCCACCAGCAACCCGAACUCCAACAUCAUGUUAGCAAGUGCUUCAUUUGACUCUACGGUUCGACUGUGGGAUGUGGAGCGAGGCGUUUGCAUCCACACGCUGACCAAGCAUCAGGAGCCUGUCUAUAGUGUAGCAUUCAGCCCUGACGGGAAGUAUUUGGCCAGUGGAUCUUUUGACAAGUGUGUCCAUAUCUGGAAUACUCAGAGUGGAAGCCUCGUCCACAGCUACCGAGGAACAGGUGGCAUAUUUGAGGUGUGCUGGAAUGCUCGAGGAGACAAAGUGGGUGCCAGUGCAUCUGAUGGCUCUGUCUGUGUUUUAGAUCUCCGAAAGUAAACACAAAAUGUAGAAAACAAAACCAUUCUAAUGGAGCAGCAGUGAAUGUGUGGGAUUGCAGCACCCUUCCUAUGAUGGGCUCCAAACUGUGUGAACUUGACUUGUUCGAGUCUACUUGGAAAUCACCUGUCCCUGGCCACAGGAUUAUUUCCCCCCCUCCCCUAAUCUCCAUCCAGAAUUUUAAAACACAAACAAAUACAAAGUCAUACGCAUGGUUGUAUCACAGGAAUAUGGUUUCCAACUAGAAUGCUCAGCUGGGGAAGGAUGAAGCCAUCAGCUACAUGGUGCAUGGUUGGUUUCCAUCCAGAACAGGCUCUAAUGACUGAACAGGGAAGGAGGAACACAAAGCUGUGCCAAAAAAUAAAGAAAAGGUUAAAAAUAAUGAAAAUGAAAAAAUACUGUGAUAAACCAAAAGGGAGGAAAGACCUGCCCCUUAUAGUGUUCCCCUCCUAUCAAUUUGGAUACUACAGUUGCUUUCCAAAAGCCCAGUUUGUACCAAUGAAAAUGUGUGACUUUGUAAUCCCAACGCUGUAUUUUCUAGAACCUUCUUUGGUGGUUUUUCUAUCAGCUAAAAUUCUGUGGUCUGGGGCCCUCCCACCUCAGAUGAAAACUGUUUUUGGCUUAUUCCUUCUGUCCUCCCUUGUUGUUGCCCACCCCUUCCUCUAAUGUCCUUGCUCUGGUGUGGUCUCACUUCUAAUGAAAUUCUGCAUAGAUACGGCCACAUGCACACAGUGGAUCUUUGUUGGACAGCACUCUCCUUCCCUCUCGUCCCACUCCUACCUAUUGCUUACUCUGUCCCUUUCUCAUAGUUGCUUCACAUUAGGUCCCAAAGGCACUUUCAGAGCAUAGUAAGUGCUUUAUGUAAGAAGGCAGGGAUGGGGACUUUUUACAGAAAAAAAAGACUUACUUAUAAGAGAAAGAACCUGGAGUAUUUUUUGAAAAAAAUAUUUUUAUGUUAAAAUGACUUUAAAAUCCUAAAAUGGCCAUCAGACAUAGAGAGUUUUGUGAAAUUCAUAUUUAAAAGACUAAGAAGACACUGGCAGAGUCUGAGGUGUCUAACUACCCCUUUCCCUUCAGCUUCACGAAAGGCAGUUAGGAAAGCCGUGGAUUGGGAAGCGUCCUAUGGAAGAACAGGGGGAUUGUUUUGGCAGCUGGUGGGGAAGAAAGAACCCACUGGUUAGGCAUCAAGCAGAAUGCUGAGCUGUUUGGUACACAUUUACUUCAGCAGCCAGUAGGAACAUAGUAAAGAAGCCACCCUGACCAAGUGUGGCUCAUGGGACCUGCCAGCUACAUCUUUCUCACAACAGUGUAGCUACAGAUGGGCACUUUUAUUAAGAGCAUGCUUGGUGAAUCUUGCAAAACCGACCCAAAGGCCUCAGUGUCACUCAGUCUUGUGAAGACAGUGAGUCUCAAGGGAGACUUUCAAUCCUAAAACAGAAUUAUGACCCAGGUAGAAUGUCACUGAUCAGUUCUGCCCACUUUCCAAUUUGUCUUACAGAAGAUUAGGACAAAGCUUUCUAAAAAAAAAAAUGAGAAAAAAUAGGAAGGAAACUUUUUGGCUAUUUUUUAAAAACAAAAUAAGGCAUAGUGUGCCUGGUAAAGUUUGCCAUCAUUGAAUCUGAUGGCCUUUGUUCGUUUCUUGUCAUAACUUGACACUGACUUGUUUCUUUAAUUAGUGAUGGGGGACAGACCAGAAGGGAGCUGCAAGAGGCAGUAUGCAGGGUUCAGUCUGCAGCUGUGGCAAGUGUUACUUAGAGCAAAGUAUACAUAUAUGAAGCCAAAAAUCAACCAGCAAGGAAGGUCAGGUGCUCCCUACACAACAGAUAAAUGUUAGCACCAAAACAUGUAUCGGCCUCCACUUUGACAUGUAAAUUAUGUGAGCCCUGUAAUCUUAAAGUGUUGUGGUAUUGAGUUGAGUGGUGAGUUUGGAUUCUGCCACCUAAAUGCUUAGCAAAGAAAGCCCAAGUUCUGUGGAAAUUUUGAUCAUAGCAGAUAUCUCUGUGUCAGUGGAUAUGAAGUUUCCUGCCCUGAGACUGCUUUAGCUUUAGGAUAUAAUUUUGGAAGUCCAGAUACAUCCUAUCAUUGUUCCUCAAAUACAUUUCUGUUCAUCUUUACAGAAGAUCAGCUGUUAGGUGUCAGUCUGUUGUAAAGGUAUGACUUUCAUUUGACAAGUUCCACAUUACUAUAUGGUGGUAAUGGGUAGAUGGCACAUAAGGGGUUCAUCAGACAAUCUCUGGGUGUCCAGGCUACACCCCCCUAGAUGAAUCUAAGCCACAUAAGAAUUAUUAUUUUGGAGUCAAUGGCUGUGAGACUAGGACAAAAGGGUUCAAUCUACACAAGAAGAAACCUAAAGACCAUUCACUUCCCUGGCCUUACAGCUAAACAUGGACAGGAACUUAGUGCUGGCCACAUGAGGACCAAGCAGAAGAAUGCAGCCCACACCCCUGAAGUUCAUCCCCAUAAGGCAGCUCAGUCUGCAGCUGUUUCUGGAGCAGCCACCAUUUGGAUGCCAUCAUUUGUCUGCUGUCAUAGGGCAGGCACAUCAUCUUUGUGGUCAAGGGGUGCCCCAUGUAUUAUGCUGUUACUUAACCUUGUUUAUAACUCCUAAAACAUUGUGAGGAAUGGUUAGUCUUGUGACCAAAUUCAACCUUGAAAGCAGUGUAGUCACAUAGCAGCCUUUCCAGGUAUUUUUUCCAUGAGUUUGAAGUAAUCAUAUACCAUUCCCAGUGCAUCCAGGAUGCUGCCUGUAGAGGACCGAAGGGCCAGAUGGACAUUACAAAGUUCAACUCUGACCCCACUCAACACCGUAGGACUUGACUUUUUGUUCUGUCUGAGUAAGAAAUAGACCAUGGAGCCAAGUGAAGUGCACUUUGUCACAUGUAAGGAUCUGCUUUGUUCCUUGUUGCUUUUCCCUUUUUAAGCCUUUGUUAUACCUUUCCAUUCUGUUUCUUGUCAAAUGCAUAAAUGUCUGUUCUGCAACUCACUGAAGUUUGAAUUCUGGCUUGUGCAGUUUUUAUUGUCUGUGUCAGACGUACAGCCAGACAUGGUCCUCUUUCAAUAUUUUCCACAUUCUGUUAAGCACCAUCAAAGCUCUCCUCCCCCUCUGUCCUCUACCCCCACUCCCAUUCACCCUACACGCUCUUCGAGACGAAAAAAAAAA
Arvicanthis niloticus (Nile rat) is the source of this 5307-nucleotide messenger RNA. Its product is annotated as F-box-like/WD repeat-containing protein TBL1X. The record is from RefSeq and is a predicted model, not a curated record. Gene Ontology annotation, biological process: regulation of transcription by RNA polymerase II. Gene Ontology annotation, cellular component: histone deacetylase complex. Lineage: Eukaryota; Metazoa; Chordata; Mammalia; Rodentia; Muridae. Gene Ontology annotation, molecular function: transcription corepressor activity; protein binding.